AUGACGGCAAAUCGUAAACCACAAACCACAAACCAUCAAUCGGACGGCCGCCGACAAGCCAUGUGGCUGAUGUACCCGAUGACGCUGGAGCAGAAACAAUUCCAUGAGGCAAGCGUCUCCAAGCUGCCGACGGUCCAUAGCGAGGCUGCGAGCCCGCCUUCAAUCUGGACGUUGUUAUGGAACACAGACGGCUAUGGAGAUGGAGCCCCAGCCGCGCCGGCCCUGGGCGAGCAAACCCCGCGACACAGAAUACGGCGAGGCUCAGCAGCGGAUGGGUGCAUUUACCCUUUUCGCACCCGUAUGUUGUGGACGAGGGAUGACGGGGACAAGGACGAGGACGAGGACGAGGACUCGGCGGAUACAGGGACUCAUGCCAACAGCCAACCGCCCACUGCCGCCCUACCCUCCAUUCGCCGCGGGGUACGGCCCACGGGGUUCCCUGCGCUGUGCAAGGUGACGUUUGCCUGGUCAGGACUACAACGACACCACGCCGGCUUGGGCUCCGAUUGCAGCUGCGGGUUGCGAGCUGCAUGUUUCCUCCUUCCAACAUUAGCGCGGCUGUCCUCAAGAACGAACCGGCUGGUCUUCCAUUGGGUCCAAUUGACAUCCCGCGCUGACGCAGCAGCCCAUCUUCCCGCUCAGUCCCGCCCACCCACACAUGCUACACUCGCGGGCCAGACACGCCAGAGAGCAGCUUUUUUCUCUAGUUUUUUAAGUGCCUUGUUUGUCCUUCGCCCUGAAUUUACUCGUCUUGUUCUAUCUUAUCCAGUGCUAUCUUCGAAAGUCAACACGGACUUAUUGUGGCACGCAGAAACAAAGUUGGUCUCACCCCAGUUGACCGAGGCAGACAUAUGCCACCGUUCGUUCUUUUCCUCGCGAAUGAGGUGGGUACACCGUCGUGGCGGAGGCUAUCCCGUCCGAACGGUCGACACCGAUACGAAUAUACCUGGUCCAAUUUUGGUCAGCUUUCCAAGGGCAGACUUUGCAUCUGCAUCUGCGUCUCUUCCAUUUCUUCCGAUACAUGUUCGUCAAGGGGGGUUCUUGCCCUCUCGCAUUUCAUUCGAUACACCGUACAAGCUGGACACUGAGCACGAUGCUUUUAUUUCUAUUUGCGGACAGCCAGACAUACCUGGCAGCUGCAGCUACGAGCGCACACUAUCGCAAAAAUCCAGCUCAAGCUUAACCGUCUGGACCAUAGCUUGCUUGCCCCGGUCUGGUAUCUGUCUGCGACCCGCCCUAGUCAAGGUCAAUCGACUAGUGACCGAGAUCCAGGCCAGUCUGGUCCCUCCAAAGCACCAUCUCUUCACCACAAAUCGCUUCAUGAAUUGCCUGAUGAUUCACCGCAAGAUGUAUCUGAGUCAAAAGCAUCUGAGGCAACCGAAGCCGGCGGCGUACGAACUUCCGCAGUACAGGCGACAUAUUGGAGACGUACAAGUGUGCUUCCGUUCAUGCACGUGCCGGAGAAGAGAGAAGGAAAACCGUGCCUGCGACCAGUCCUGCCACCUCUAUCCGUACCUCUGCCUGACGAUGCUGACCAUUCGCUCGCAGCAGCAGACUCGCACCGCUGAUGCCACUGCUGAAAACCUGGCCCUUGACCCGAUUUCUACUGGGCAAUUCAGAUACCAACCGCCCGCUCUCACUCUCAUCACCAAGUCGGAUCCCUCGCCCAGCAAGGUGCUGACCGAACCUGUAGAUGCCGUGAUGCUUGCCAGAACGGCUGGGGUCGGGAGAGUGCAGACUCUCGAUCUCCUUGUGCCUGAGGCAUCACCUAGGUACAGAAGAAUCCAGACAUGGGAUGACGAUUGGGAGCCGCUAAGGCAGUACCGGAACGACACCCCACUCGGCGCCGGCCGCUUCGCCCAAUCGGAGGUAUCCAGGCGGUACCCACCAAGGACUAACGCCCACAUUCUCCAACCAUCGCUCGGCCUUUCGACCCCUCUAUCUCUUCUCCAAACCGCCGUUUUCACCUUGCCCGAGCCACCCCCGAACCUCUCUCGGUGGUGGUUGGUUGUCGGAUUUCUAUUGAUUCAUUGCAUAUGCUCAUCCGGCCCAUUCUCGCGACCUGGCGACCGCGGCCCGCCCUGCAAACAGGGUCUGCCUUGGUUCUCGCCAAAUAGCUUCCGCAGCACAUCAACAUCACGAGACGAGACGCCCGGACCAGUUGCUUCGACGUCAUUAAGCUAUUUAAGAAGAGUUCAUUCAUCUUAUUUCCAUGACGGCUUCGAAGACUGUUUCAUUCAUGUCUCAACCCGUCUCUCUGCCGAGCCGCUGUCUCACCAGCCUCGUGCCAGAUCCAGUCUUCCGGGGCGGACUCCGCAAGAGGCUCGCUCGCAUGAGAUUCUCGCGCUUCUUGCUUUCCGAAACAAAGUAUCGAGCCUGAUGCCGCACCAUGUUAGUUCCCGGCUGCGGCAGCACGGCCCCGUUCAACAUGCAUUGGCCCAGCUUUUAUCCGGGGCUCAUUCGGUCUUUGCAAUCCCGUCUUCGGCAGUCUUUGCCGUUCCGGUAGGCAAGAGUAUGAAGACUCCGUUCUUACGAUCUACUUCUCUAGUGGGACGUCCUCUAAGCCCGGUCUUCGAGUUGGCCGUUCUAGCCAACGGUCAACAUUUGAGAGGACCAAUGAUCAGGGCCGAAUCAGGCCAGCAUCCGGCCGACAAACUGAUUGCUUUCCUCACGUCCCCUGUGUCAAGUUGCUUUUUCCCCUCGGCCUUCGUCACAAUUGAGGAUGGGUUCGCUGUCACUCCAAGGGCUGAAGCACUCAUGUCCAGAACUCACGAAAUUGAAUUCUUGGCCAACAAUUUCAUUAUUUACCAUUUUUCUACCGCUGUCAUUCUACUUGAACGGAACGACGUCUCGAGACGCUCCACCUCUGAAGCCAACAUAUUAUCGAAGAACUUGAGAACUACAAUUUCCAAAAUCAGGCUGUCUACAGCUUUGUCUAUGCCGUCACACUGUAUGGAUAAGGGCAACGAGACGCCUCGAUUCCCGCUGUCUGUCCCCCACGCCCGGAUAGAAAGCAAACACGACGUGGAAAUUGAAGCCAUCCAAUCGGACAACUCCCCGCCCUUUCGAGACGGUCAACCCAAUCACACUAGGCCUCGGGAAACAGAUGUUCGAGAAACUGACAAACUCUAUGGACAAGCCGACAUGGUCGCCGUCCUUAUGAUCCAUAUGCACAGCAGUGAGACGAAAGUCUGGGACGGCCUCCCAGCCCAGUUCAAUGCCCAUCGUUCAGCUAGCGGUGGCUACAAGAUCGUUUGGUUUCAAACCCUUUUCCAAAGUACUGAGUGUCCCAAAGAAGUACGGGGCUGCGUCUAUCAGAAGUGCUGCAACUCUGCCCUGCGGCCCCUGCCUGCCUGCCUGCCUGGGUGCGUUGACUCCGUCAGUCAUCACACGAGGCGCGGAGGGAAUCGCAGCCACGAGCUCAGGGUCGCUAUCUUGAAACACGCGCGGCGAAAUGGCACUCCCCUAGACCCAAAAGCCAUCACCCGUCGGUGCUACAUAUCACCGGACGGCCUUGGGAUGAUUAACUCGUGCCGGAAGCAGAGGCCUCGAAACACCAGAAAGCGCGCUAGAAGACUUCCAAGACCAUUUGGCGGCAUAACAACAGAAUUAUCACAAUCUCGUCUUCCCAACUUUGUCAACACCGUAGGACCCUUUCCCCCUUCUCAAGCCCAACAUCUCAAUACGAAACACGAUAUCAAGAUUGAGCGCUACCAGCUGCCAAAACAUAAUGGAGCCCAACCCCUUGACCUAGCAUAA
Messenger RNA from Colletotrichum lupini, 3759 nucleotides. RefSeq lists its product as uncharacterized. The record is from RefSeq and is a predicted model, not a curated record. The transcript has 21 exons. NCBI's taxonomy places the organism in Eukaryota, Fungi, Ascomycota, Sordariomycetes, Glomerellales, Glomerellaceae. Bases 1 to 3759 code for a protein of 1252 amino acids.